CAUUAUCCUCAGCAAAGAUCUCGACUUCCCGCUGUCUUUCUAGAAUGUAAUGAGAAAACAACCUUUCUUCCGCAAUAUUCGCUACACGUUCUAUUGACCAAUUCUGAAGUUCUUCUUACACUGCCUUUAAUGAAAAGAGGAAGCUUGCUCUAUUUAAUAGUUAUCAAAUUCGUCGUCGACAUUUGACAAUGGAACACCUUGCGGCGUUUUGAGCUCGUUUGUCGUCUAACUGCAUUAUGUACAAACCAAUCUAAAGAACAGGCCGUCGCGCAAUUUCUUUUGAAAAUGAACUGUUUUCUCCUUUUUGUGGUUAUUUCUCAAAUCAUUCUAUCUGGAAAUGGCAGACAACAAGCUGAAGACAGAUAAUGCUGUGUUUGUAGAAGGUCACCAUCAUAUAGUAAAUCGAGGGCGCUUGAUGCUAGAAUGGCUCAAACAAAAUGAGAAGAGUCUACCGCUCGUUCAGACUAAUGCUGAGCACUGCGGUGUGUCGGACUCAGCGUCUUCUCGUGUCGUAUCCGGAGACGACGCGACUCUCGGCGAAUGGCCAUGGCAGGCGUGGUUACACGUCACCCCCCACGGAUUUGUCUGCGGGGGCUCUCUCAUCGCGCCGCAAUGGGUGUUGACCGCUGGACACUGUAUACUCACGGAAGACCCGAAAAAGUAUCGUGUAGUGCUCGGGGACGUCGAUCGUGACACGACCGAAGGAUCGGAACAGAUAUUUCAUGUUAGACGGAUAAUCAAGCACCCACAUUACUCGCGGGAUGUCCCGUAUGAUAAUGACGUUGCGUUACUGCAGCUGUCACGCCCCGCUUUCGUGACUUCAUUCGUGAAUACCGUCUGUCUCCCUGCGCAAGAAGAGAAGGUCCCAGAAGACAGUGAAUGCUAUAUCUCAGGCUGGGGUCAACUCCUCCAUCCGGGGUCUGCCGCCCCAGUUCUCCAGCAAGCUCGCAUGCCUGUUGUGUCAAACCGCGCAUGCGCUGAAAAACUGAACACCUCUCCUAAUGGUGGACUUCACACUGAUAACCGCACAUGGGAAGUGACGGACAGUAUGGUGUGCGCAGGGGAUGCCGGGAUCACCAAGACUAGCGGUUGCUAUGGUGAUAGUGGUGGGCCUUUCGUUUGUAAAACUGCUGACCGUUGGGUACUGCAGGGAGUUGUGAGCUGGGGAGACCCUGAUUGCUCGUCGGUGAAUCACUACACUGUUUUCGCACGAGUUGGGAAAUUCGUGAACUGGAUAAGAUACAACAUACAAAAGUACUUACUGUGACGGUAAAUCACUAAACUGUUUUCGCACGAGUUGGGAAGUUCGUGAACUGACAAAAGUACUUACUGUGAAAGUACUUACUCUUACCGCGCGACGCGGGUUAUCUUAGCGACCGGACCGAGUGAAUAUAACUAGCUAGGAGAGAAUAUAACUAGUUUUGAUAAAAUUUAGAAGGCUUUCCCCUUAUUUUGACUUCUAGUUUUUUCGUUCACUAGUAUUCAAGUAAAUCAAAUAGUUAGUUAUCAUAUAUAGAUUGGCAAAAAUAUUUUAAGCAAAACUAUUAUCCCUUUUCAAAGUCUUUAUAUUUAUUGCAUAGCUGAUUUGUUCACAAAGACUUUCUAGAUGGUAUUCGUCUGGCAUUGUUCUGAAUAAACAGCCUGUAGCCCCUGCACGGUUUAAAAUAAAGUCAAUUAUAUUUGUAAAGAAAAUAAUAAGUCAUUCGCCGAAACGUCUUCGAAAUUUUUAGUACAAAAAUCGAUCGCGAUAUUUUGUAGGGAAAUCUUUCUGAUCUGAAAUCUCCGAAGAAAUAAAGUACACAAAUAAAAAGGACAGAACAACAAGAAUAAAAUAAAUACAUCAGAAAUGUU
Messenger RNA from Nematostella vectensis (starlet sea anemone), 1851 nucleotides. RefSeq names its product chymotrypsin-like protease CTRL-1. The transcript has 6 exons. Gene Ontology annotation, molecular function: serine-type endopeptidase activity. Gene Ontology annotation, biological process: proteolysis. The record is from RefSeq and is a predicted model, not a curated record. NCBI's taxonomy places the organism in Eukaryota, Metazoa, Cnidaria, Anthozoa, Actiniaria, Edwardsiidae. The coding region runs from base 338 to 1267 and encodes 309 amino acids.